AUAGUAAAUUUAUAAUAAAAUUUCUUUUUACUGUUACAGUUUGUAUAGUUUUAAUUUUUUUUUAAAUUCCUCUAGCGAAAUGUACACACUGAACGUGCAUUUAGCCACAGGCCGCAGCUUCUUGCUUGAAUUGAUAACACUUGGACUACUAUUGAAAAUUUCGAUUUGAGAAGUCCAUUUUCGAGAUUUACAGCAUUCAACUAUGGAUUCGAUGCUUCCAGUUGCGAUUCUAUCGGCGAUCAUCGGAAUUGUGAUUGCUUUUCUAGUUUUCGGGAACUAUUUCCAAAAGAGGAAAUCGGAGGUUGAAUCUGUCGCCAAGCCGGAGACAAUUCAAACCAAUCAGAAGACUUCAAAGCCUCAGCAGUCUCACAAGAACACUUCGAAGAAAUCGCAAGCUAAAUCUCAUUCUCACACCGCCGAUCAUAAGGAUGCAAACAAAAAGCAUCACCCACUGGACUUGAAUACUCUAAAAGGUCAUGGGGAUAUUGUCACAGGAGUUUGCUUCUUACCCAAUGCACAGUCUUUGGCAACUGCUUGUGCUGACGGUGUUGUUAGGAUCUUCAAGUUGGAUGAUGCUUCAAGCAAAAGUUUUAAGUUUCUGAGAAUUAAUUUGCCAGCUGGAGGUCAUCCAACUGCAGUUGCAGUUGCUGAUGAAGCUUCCUCGGUUGCAGUGGCAUGCCAUGUUCUUUUUGGUUCUUCCCUGUACAUGUAUGGUGAAGAGAAACCUAAAGCAGAUGCUGAUUCCAAACAGGUCAAGCUUCCCCUUCCACAAGUCAAAUGGGAACAGCAUAAAGUUCACGACAAGAGAGCAAUCCUAACUCUAGUUGGUACCAAGGCAACUUAUGGUAGUGCCGAUGGGAGUACAAUCAUUGUUUCAUGUUCUGAAGGUACUGAUAUUGUGCUUUUUCAUGGAAAAAGUGGCAAGAUUGUUGGAAACGUCGAUACUAAUCAACUCAAAAAUAACAUGGCUACUAUAUCUCCCAAUGGACGUUUUAUAGCUGCUGCAGCUUUUACUGCUGAUGUCAAGGUUUGGGAGAUUGUGUACUCGAAGGAUGGUGCUGUAAAGGAGGUUUCGAGGAUUAUGGAGCUCAAGGGGCAUAAGAGUGCAGUGACGUGGCUAUGCUUUAGCCCGAAUUCUGAACAAAUAAUCACUGCAUCAAAGGAUGGUACCAUCAGAGUGUGGAAUAUUAAUGUGCGCUAUCAUCUUUCUGAGGACCCUAAGACAUUAAAGGUGUUCCCUAUUCCCCUUAAGGAUGCAAGUGGCACAACUUUACACUAUGAUCGUUUAUGUGUAUCACCUGAUGGAAAGAUAUUGGCCACCACUCAUGGUUCAAUGAUGCAAUGGCUAUGUACGGAGACUGGGUUUGUUUUGGAUACAGCUGAAAAAGCACAUGAUGGUGAUAUCACUGACAUGGCAUGGUCGCCUUCUCCGAUUCCAAUGGGUGACAAGCAAGUUCUGGUGUUGGCCACAGCCAGUGUCGAUAAGAAAGUGAAGUUGUGGGCAGCUCCAUCCCUGAAUGCAUCAUGAAUGAGCAAUGGAACCUUUCCCCAUAAAUGACGAGCUUUUGAUGUCUGGCCCUGUUUUUUGAACUAAUAGAUCAUAGGGGGACUGACGAUCAGAAGAGUAGAAUACAGCCGAAGUUAGAGGAUCAAGUGCUUACAUCUUUUGAGGGCUUUUGUUAUUCAAAGAGAGACUUAACCAGAAUGUGGUAAAGCUAGAGAAAAAUUUUGAUGUUUAAUUUGAUGUUAUAUACGUGGGUGGGGUUUUUCUCUGUCGAGCUCCGAGGAAUGGUGAGGUGUUGCUGGUCUAUUUUAGAGCUUAGAACUGGAAAAGGGAGAUUAGCAAGUGACUCCUUGUUCAGGUUUAUCUGCAACUUGUAAUAAAUUAAAAAAAAGAGGAGGUUCUCUA
Solanum dulcamara is the source of this 1909-nucleotide messenger RNA. RefSeq lists its product as uncharacterized. Gene Ontology annotation, molecular function: protein binding. The record is from RefSeq and is a predicted model, not a curated record. NCBI's taxonomy places the organism in Eukaryota, Viridiplantae, Streptophyta, Magnoliopsida, Solanales, Solanaceae. Bases 203 to 1528 code for a protein of 441 amino acids. The transcript has 10 exons.